Messenger RNA from Plasmodium gallinaceum, 4839 nucleotides. Its product is annotated as surface-associated interspersed protein (SURFIN). NCBI's taxonomy places the organism in Eukaryota, Apicomplexa, Aconoidasida, Haemosporida, Plasmodiidae. The coding region runs from base 1 to 4839 and encodes 1612 amino acids. The record is from RefSeq and is a predicted model, not a curated record. The transcript is spliced from 2 exons.
AUGAGAAAAAAAUCAAUCUUAAAGAAAGCAAGAUAUUUAUCACAAGCAGAAGAAACUUCCUGUAUAUUAGGUGAACAAAAUGGUGAAACAAAAGAAAAUGGAGAUAACUCUAGUGAAAAAAGUAAACUCAAUACAGAAAUUAAAACAUUUGUGGAAGAUACUAAUAAUGAACUUAAUUUUUAUCUUGAUGACGAAGAAAUUAGUAAUGCUACAGAAAAAUGUCAAAAGACAUCCACAUAUAUAAAUUGGAGAGGAAUGGACUUUGUUAAUUUAGUAUUAAAUGAAGAAACAGAUCGUAAUAUCUCAAGUCUUGUUGAUUGUUGGAAUGAAAAACAAAGAUCUUUCGAGACAAAAAUACAGGAUAAAACAGAUUCAACAUGUACUUUGAAAAAUUUUGAUUAUUGUGCUGUUUUGAAAAAAAAUGAUGAUUGCACCAGUCCUUAUAAAGGUAGUGAUUUACCAGAUUUAAUUCCAUUAACAUAUAACGAACUCAAUGAGGAUCAAUAUGAAUCGAAUAAAACUAAAAUUAUUUAUGAUAGACGUACUAAGUUUACCAGUAUUACUAAUGAUAUAUCUAAUUACUAUUAUAAAAAAUAUGAAGCUAAUAAAAAUCAACUUAAUUGUGGAAAGUGGAGUAUGUAUAUACAUAAGAGAGGAAAACAAUUUGUAAAUAUGGUGUACUAUGAGUUUUAUUCCGAAGAAACUUUUAGAGAAGAUUCAACUAAUAUUUGGAACACUUAUAGUAAUAACUUGCAAAAUAGUAUAUUAAGAGAUACAGGAAAUCAUUGUAAUAUGACAUCACUAAUUUAUCAAAUUAAAGAGCGACAAAAUUCAGAUGAUCCAUAUAGUUUAUCUUGGAUUCCUUUAGAAGACCAUGAUGAACCUGAUGAAACUUUAGAUCCUACAAAUUCACUACAAAAUAUUGCACAACCUACAAUGGAAAUUUCUGAUACACAGCAUGCUAGUUUUGUUGUAGAUUCAUUAGAUGAUGAUGCAAAAGCUAUUAAGGGAGGUUAUAGUGAUUCUAUAAAGAGUCCCAUAAAUGCUAUAGCAUCACCGAAUGAUGCAGAUAAAGAUUCAAUGGCUGCAAAAGCUGCAACUACUGCUUCUCCAGAACAUCCACCACAGCCCAUUUCUUUAACAUCAAAUAAUUCGAAUGGAUAUGACUUUAAAACUGAUCCUUCAAUUUUACCUUCUCCUACAAAUGAUACCGAUACAUAUUCUAAUACUAUCAUUAGAUCUUCUGAAAACCAUACUCCACCUUCUCCUGAAACCGUAUCUUCUCCUGAGAAUGUACCAUCUGUUAUACCCAUGUUUUCUGAAAAUACCAAUUCAUCUUCCUCAGAAAUUUCUGCAUCCCCUAUUGCUGGGUCUGCUAAUUCUACAACUAACGGUGAUACUUCUGUAUUUAAUGGUACACAUUCUACAAAUAACCAUGCAUCUCCUGCUAUAGAUAUCCUCAAAUCUCCCACUCCUAGCAGUGCACAACCUAUAACUGUUACUGAAAUUAAUUCUAAUGUUACUGCACCUUUUUUAAAUGAAUCAUUAACUGAGGCACCUAAUUCUAAACCUCCUGUGGAGGCACUUACUCCUCUAAUUAAAGCUGCACUUCCCAAAAAUGAUACUGUGUCUCCAUCCUCAUUAAAAUCUUUAGCGCCUUUAUAUAUCAAUGUAUCUCCUAGUAAUACAACUGAAUCUGCUACAACAAAUAAUGAUAUACAAUUAUCUGAAGCAAACUAUUCCCCAACACAAAGUUCACAAAAUGCACUUACUUCCAUUGCUCAACAUAAUAAAUUACCUUUAAUCGGAGCUCAAAAUGUUUCAUUAUCAAAUUGUUUGAGCAAUUGUCCUUCGAAUAUGAAUGUUACAAAUAGUACUACCCCACAAACUCCAUUCGAUGAGAAUAUUGAACCUACACCUACAAUUAAUCCUGAAGUAAAUAUAUUAACAAUAGCUCCAAUAGGUAUACUCAUUUUAGGAAUUAUAUUCCUUUUAGUUAUUCUCUAUAGAUGCACUCCUAUUGGAUCUUGGAUUCGUAAUCGAAAGUCAAGGAAAAAAAAAAUAAGAAAAAAGAUAAAGAAAAUUUCAAAGAAACCAAUACCAUUAUCUACAAAUAAUAUAGAGGAUGGACCAAUGAAUAGUGGAAAUCACUCUAUGUUACAACAUGAAAAACAAACACCACCAUGUGAGGUUAGUUUUGAAAGAGAAGGAAAUUUGAAAUAUGAACAAAUGGGAAAAUCCAAAGAACGUAAAGGAAUAUACAAUGAAAAAGAAAAUAAACGCAUUUGUGAUGAUAAAGAAGAAGAGUCCAAUAAGUUUGAGAAUAAAUUUAUAAGUGAACAAAAAUUAAAUGAAGAUAAUCCUAAUAGUGAAAUUAAAAAAGCGGAAUUGAAUGGAAAUGAACCCAGUAGUGAAAAUGAAGAUGAAUUAAAUAAAAAUAUAUUAGAAAAAGAUCCUGUUCAUAUGGUAUGGCAUAUUAGAAAUGGCACAUUAAAUGAGGAAAAAGAAAAUGAAAUAAAUUCGCAAAAGGAAAAAUCUACAUGUGAAAUUGAAAUGAAAAAUUUGGGAAAUAAAACGACAAUCAAGAAUAAUGUAUGUAAUUGGAAUUCAUGGGUAGAUAUACAUAUGACUGCAUUACUAGAGUAUAAAAAAGAAGAAUGGAAAUUGAAUAAAAACGAAUUUUUUGAUAUUUGUUUAGAAGAGAUCGAAAAAGAUGGAGAAAAUUCUAAUUUAAAAGAAAUGGGAAAUAAUUCUGUAAUGAAAAUAAAAGAAGAAAAUAAUACCGAUGCAACAGAUAAAUAUAGUAGUAUAUUAGAUAAAUAUAAAAAUGAAGAGUGGUUUAUUAAUUUGAAGAAAGAAUGGGAACAAGAACAAAAAAAACACUUAGAAUAUUUAGAAGAACAUGAAAUUAAAAAAAUGACAGAAUUGGGAUUAAAUAAUUUUAUUCUAGGUAAAAAAAAAAAAAUAUGGAAGAAAUGGAUAAAAUGGCAAAUAGAGCAUUCAUACGAAUACAAAAAUCAGAAAUGGUUUGUACAAUUGCUAGAAGAAUAUGAAAAAGAAGAAAUACAUGAAAAUUCAAAGGAAGAAAAAAUAGAGAAAGAAAGAAAUAAUGGAAUAGAUAAAAAUGAAAUGAAGAAAAAUUUGGAAAGGAGAAUUUUGUUAGAUAUUCAUAUGAUGGUAUUAGAGGAAUGUAUGAAAGAAGAGUGGGAAAAAGAAGAAGAAUUUUUUAAAACAAACAUUGAAGUGAUAAAAAAUUAUAAAAAUUUGGACGAAGAAACAAACAUAUUAGAUAAUAUAGAAGGAGAAAGAAGUUGGAAUAUUAUAUCAGAGAAAGAAAAAGAGGAAAUAGAAAAAUGGAAAAAAGAAAAAUGGUUUAUUGAGUUAAUGUUAGAAUGGAAAAAAAAUGAAGAAAAAUAUAUGAUGGAGAUAAAUGAAGAAAUUUUAGCAAAAAAGAAUCAAGGAAGAGUAAUAGAUGUUAUCUUAGAAAGAAAAAGCAAUAUGCGGAAAAAACACUGUGAAAAUAUUUGUAGAAAGUGGAAAGAUGAUGAUAACAAUGAAGAAUGGUUUACAAAGUUAGUGAAUGAAUAUGAAAAUGAAGAGAAAGAAUAUAAAAGUAGAAUUGAUAAAAAUAGUAUAGAAAAAAAAAUAGAAAAUGAAAAAACCAUAGAAAGUUGUGAACCGCUAACAGAGUUUAACAAAAAGGGAGAAGAAAAAAUGAUAAAAUAUGAAAGGAAUAGUUUACAGGAAUCAUAUGAAAAGAAUAACUCUAUAAUAAUCAAAAAAAAAUUAAAAUGGAAGACAUUAAUAGAAAUAUAUAUGGUAAUAUUGGAGGAAUAUAGAAAAGAGGAGUGGUUAUUGAGUAGAGGAAAAUUUUUAGAAAUCUGUUUAGAAGAAUUUAUAGAAGAAGAUAAAGAAAAAUAUCCAAAAAAAAUAGAAAAUAAAUUAGCAAGGUUGAGAGAAGGGGAAGAAGACAUUAGUACAUUGAUGAUAGAGAAACAAAAACAUCUAUGGAAAAAAUGUGUAGAAAGAAACAAAAGAAUGUCAGAGAAAUGGAAAAAAGAAGAAUGGUUUAUAAAUUUGAAAAAAGAAUGGGAAAAAGAACACGAAAAAUUUGAUGAAUUAACAAAAGAAUCAGAAAUAUCUGAUAUAGAAGCCGGAAAAAAUCCUAUGCUAGAGAAACAAAAAAGAAUAUGGAAACGAUGGCUAAGAAAACAAAGAAUGUGGUUUAUACUACAUAGCGAGGAUGAAUGGUAUAACAAUUUAUUGGAAGAAUACGAAAAAGAAGAAGAACUUAAGGAAAGAAUAACUAAAAAUGAUGCGAAAGAAGCGAAGGAAAUUCAUGAAAAUAUAGAGGAAUUGAAACAAGAAAGAGAUGAAGAAAUAAAGAAAUAUAAAAAAAAAGAAAAAUUGAUACAAAAAGUUUUGAUAGAAAUACAUAUGACACUAUUAGAAGGAUUUAUGAAAGACGAAUGGCAAAAAGAAAAAGAAUAUUUUUUUAAAACAAUGAUGGAAGAAUUGAAAAUACAAGAAAAUUUAGAUGAAGAUGUAAUCAUAUUGGAAAUAAAAAAAAAAAGAAGUAGGAAUGCUAUAUUAGAUAUUGAAAAAGUGGAAAUAGAAAAAUGGAAAAAGAAAAAAUGGUUUAUAGAGUUAAUGUUGGAAAUGAAUAACAAGGAAAAAACAUACAUAAAAGACGUAUAUGAAGAUAUGAUAGAAAAAAAGUAUGAGGAAGGAAUUAAAAAUCCCAUGUUAGAAAUGCAAAAAAUUAUAUGGAAAAAACACUGUGAAGAUAUUCAUAAAAGGUGGUUAGAAAAAAAUAAUAAGGAAAUUUUACAACACUAA